Scatophagus argus is the source of this 1837-nucleotide messenger RNA. Its product is annotated as CCN family member 1-like. Gene Ontology annotation, molecular function: protein binding. Gene Ontology annotation, cellular component: extracellular region. Bases 52 to 1257 code for a protein of 401 amino acids. The transcript is spliced from 5 exons. Lineage: Eukaryota; Metazoa; Chordata; Actinopteri; Scatophagidae. The record is from RefSeq and is a predicted model, not a curated record. Gene Ontology annotation, biological process: signal transduction.
GACACCUCUUCAGCUCGCUCAUACGUCAGAUCUCGGAGUGUAUAAAAGGAGAUGGGGGCUCCAAAAGCAUUAGCCACUUCACCGCUGGGUCUGGUGUUAGACACAGAGAAGAUUUUUUUCACUCAGGAAGGAAAACUUAAGCUGCUGAAGAUGUGGAAAGUGUUUGCUGUUGCUGUGAUCCUCUGUGGCACUCUGGUGUCAGCCUCAUGUCCAAAGGACUGUCGAUGCCCCCCUGACAUCCCCAGAUGUGCAGCAGGUGUCAGUCUUACGCUGGAUGGCUGUGGGUGCUGUAAAGUUUGUGCACGGCAGCUCUUUGAGGACUGCAGCAAGAUGCAGCCAUGCGACCACACAAAGGGACUGGAGUGCAACUUUGGAGGGGCCUAUGGUUCUGUUAAGGGCAUCUGUCGAGCCAAAUCAGACGGGAGAACGUGUGAAUACAACAACAAGAUUUUCCAGAAUGGGGAAAUCUUCCGUCCAAACUGCAAACACCAGUGCACGUGUAUGGACGGCGCUGUUGGAUGCGUCUCCCUCUGCCCACACGAGCUCACGCUGCCCAGACUGGGCUGUGCAAAGCCCAGACGGGUCAAGGCACCGGGAAGGUGCUGUGAACAAAUCGUCUGCCAUGAGGAAGGGAAGCCAGAGAGCUCUGAGGUGAAAAAGCACAGGAAGAAGCACAGCAGCAAAGGCAGCAGACUGUCUGAAGAUGACCUUACAAACAGGAAUGAGUUGGCUCCUGUGUGGAGAAGAGAAUCAAAGUCUUUACCUGCUUUCAGGAGUGACCCAGUGGACCACAUGUUGGUCAGAGGAUUCGAGUGUGUGUCUCAGUCCACACCUUGGUCCCCCUGCUCCACAUCCUGCGGCACUGGAGUGUCCACCAGGUGGACGAACAGCAACGCCGAGUGCAAACUGGUGAAAGAGACUCGGAUCUGUGAAGUUCGUCCAUGCAGCCAAACGAUCUUUAGCAGAUUGAAGAAAGGUCAGAAAUGUAACCCCACACAAACCGCCAGCCGUCCGGUUAAACUGUCCUUCGCAGGCUGCCAUAGCCUGAAGAAGCUCCAGCUGAGGUACUGCGGGUCCUGCUCCGACGGGCGAUGCUGCAGGCCUCAUCGAACUCAAACGUCACCCGUGCGCUUCCGAUGCAGAAAUGGCAAGAUCGUCAGCAAGAUGGUGAUGAUGAUCGAGUCCUGCAAGUGUAACCUAAACUGUUCCGGCGGCGACAAACAGACAGCUGCCACACUUUUUAAAUCCACAGACUGAAAAUUUCUUUCUUUUUCGUUCUUAAUUCAAGUGGAAAAGAGGACCAUUAGAGUAUUGAAAACUGUGCACUCUGAACACUUGCAGACAUCUGCAGGCAGAAUUUCUUGAACUUCAUUCAUCAUGACUUUGCUUCGUAACAUUGGAGCCUUCUCGUUUGCUUCUUUUUGAAGCAGUUUUUAUUCUACAUUGUGAAAAUUCUUAUUUUUGUAGUUAAACCAAAAUGUGCUCUCCACUCUUUAUACAAACACUUCACAUAUUUAAGCCUCUCUUGACAUGUCACAUGGCAACAUGGAAAUGAUGUGAAUACUAUGGCAGCUAGGUCAGUCAUUGUGCACAUGUUGCUGUGUUUGUUGAUUUACUGUUAUCACUGUAUUUAUAACAUUUAAUAUCUGAUACUUAACUUAAUCCAGUGUUGGAUUUAAUCAAGGGUUAUUGUACAAAUCUAAUAUUGGUUUGACAUCCUGCUUAUCAAAUGUUUUAAUAUGACUGAAGGUUGCAAAUAAACUGUACCAUAUGUGAGUUGUCUAACCAAACUGUCAGUUUUAUGUUUUCAGUUUUUACAAAUAAACAUGAAAAUCAA